AUGGUACAGCUGCACGGGAAGCAGCUGUUCGUGCUCACGGUGGCCAUUGUCAUCCUCUCGACGACGUGGCUCAAGAACCUCGCUGGUUUGGGCCGGCGUGGCCGACAAGUGCUUCCACAUGGCGGGAAGCAACCUCUAGAAUCUGAGCAGGUUGCCCACCACCUGCCCACCACCCUCAGCCUCUACUUCUUCAUCUAUUUCAUCGGCCAUGGCGUCUUCCCGACCGUGCACUCCUUGAUGAAGUCUAAGAAGGAUUUUCCUAAGGCGCAGGUGACGCUGAACUUACCCUCGGGGAAGCUAUACACCAGGAUCACCAUCCUGACGACACUGAUCUCCCUGCUAGAGAAGUACGGACUCGAGAUCCAGCUCAUUGCAACGGUGAUAAAGGAGAAGCUGUCGUUGACGACGGCAGCGGCGACGGACGCCGAGAACAACAGGCAGACCAGGGUGCUCACCAGCACAGCCGUCGUUGUCAGCACGGUGGUGCUGGCGUGCACGGUACCCUUCUUCAGCUACCUCAUGUCGUUCAACGGAUCUUCGCUGAACGUCACCAUUGCCGUGUUGUUCCCAUGCCUGAGCUACCUCAAGAUCUACAUGCCCUGA
This is a messenger RNA of Oryza sativa Japonica Group (Japanese rice), 603 nucleotides long. Its product is annotated as amino acid transporter AVT1I. The record is from RefSeq and is a predicted model, not a curated record. Gene Ontology annotation, molecular function: amino acid transmembrane transporter activity. Gene Ontology annotation, biological process: amino acid transmembrane transport. NCBI's taxonomy places the organism in Eukaryota, Viridiplantae, Streptophyta, Magnoliopsida, Poales, Poaceae. Gene Ontology annotation, cellular component: membrane.